Molecule: messenger RNA, 1746 nt
Organism: Castor canadensis (American beaver)
Lineage: Eukaryota; Metazoa; Chordata; Mammalia; Rodentia; Castoridae
Gene: Tmem106b
Product: transmembrane protein 106B
Biological process (GO): lysosome localization; lysosomal transport; dendrite morphogenesis
Cellular component (GO): lysosomal membrane
Source: RefSeq, a predicted model, not a curated record
ACUCCGCGGCUGCCCUGCGCUCCAGGCCGGCGCUCCAACCCCGGCACCCGGGACUGCGGACUCCGCGACCCCGUCCUCGGGCCUGUCCGCGCCGAAGCAGCCCGGGACUGCGCAGCGCCCCGCAUGCCGACAUGGGAAAGUCUCUUUCUCAUUUGCCUUUGCAUCCAAAUAAAGAAGAUGCUUACGAUGGAGUCACAUCGACUGACAAUAUGAGGAAUGGAUUGGUGAACAGUGAAGUCCACAAUGAAGAUGGAAGAAAUGGGGAUGUCUCUCAGUUUCCGUAUGUGGAAUUUACAGGAAGAGACAGUGUCACCUGCCCCACCUGUCAAGGCACAGGAAGAAUCCCUAGGGGACAAGAAAACCAGUUGGUGGCAUUGAUUCCAUAUAGUGAUCAGAGAUUAAGGCCAAGAAGAACAAAACUGUAUGUGAUGGCAUCUGUGUUUGUCUGUCUGCUCCUUUCUGGAUUGGCUGUGUUUUUCCUUUUCCCUCGCUCUAUUGAUGUGAAAUACAUUGGAGUAAAAUCAGCAUAUGUCAGUUAUGAUGAUCAAAAGCGAACAAUAUACUUAAAUAUCACAAAUACACUAAAUAUAACGAACAAUAACUAUUAUUCUGUUGAAGUUGAAAAUAUCACUGCUCAAGUUCAGUUUUCUAAAACAGUUAUUGGAAAGGCACGCUUAAACAACAUAACCAAUAUUGGUCCACUCGAUAUGAAGCAAAUUGAUUAUACAGUACCUACUAUUAUAGCAGAGGAAAUGAGUUAUAUGUAUGAUUUCUGUACACUGCCAUCCAUCAAAGUGCAUAACAUAGUGCUCAUGAUGCAAGUUACUGUGACAACAACGUACUUUGGCCACUCUGAGCAGAUAUCCCAGGAGAGGUACCAGUAUGUGGACUGUGGAAGAAACACGACUUACCAGAUGGGGCAGUCUGAAUAUCUAAAUGUACUUCAGCCAGAACAAUAAAAACCGAGAUGCAGGUAGAGAAGAUGGUACUUUCUGAACUCUUAAACAUGAGGUACUUCCAAAUAGGAGAUCUUAAAUUGAACAGCCUAAAGUUUACACUUCUGUUUUAAGAGUUCAGUUAAAAGAAUGUAGGCUUGCAGUUGUUGCAGCUCUCCAUUCUGUGUUAAGUAUACAUUGGUACCAAGAUAUCUUACUUGAAAUAAAUUUAGUGGUUGGUUUUCUUACAUCCCACAUCCCCAAAGAGAAAAACUGAGACUUCCUCUCUAGUAUAAUAAAUAAUUAUUUAAAAGUCAUGCAGCCAAUCCAUGCUCUAGUGACAAAAUAAUUUUGGCAAUGAACAUAAUUUGAGAAACUUAAUUUCUGACUGUUUUUUAUAAAAAAUUACUAAGAGCCUGUUAUUCACAAAGGACUUUUUAAAAAUUAACUUUUCUUCCUGUUUUAUAAAUGCCCAUUGUAACAUGGUAGUAUAUAAACUACAUAUUUUACCUUUUAGCUAAACAUUUUUAGCUUUUAAUUUGUUGAAAUUCUACUCAUUUGCAUGUUUUUGUCAUUUCAAGCUAGUGAUUGCAUAUCAUUUAUCAACCAAAAUAAUCUCUAAAAAUUUCUGUACCUAAAUUUUUUAAGCCUCUAAAUAAUGUAUUUGACAUUUCUUUUCAUAAUAGUUCUAUGUGAAAUUUUUGUGUGAUAUUCAAACAUAGUCCUUUAAUGUAUGGUACUGUAAAUACACUGCAACUGCAUGGCCUUUAUACAGCUUUGAUAAAUGUCAAGGAAAGUGGUACAAACUCAA